UAUAGGACCGCGGUCAGGAGCGAGCAGUCCGAAAUCCUCAAGCAUAUACAUAUAAUACGCAGAGCGUCAAAAAAAAAAAUGUAACAUAUAUAAAUAUAUAUAGAGAGAUGUAGGCGCGCACAAGGCCGUCAGGUGGGAAAAGAUUUAUUUUCUUUUUAACUCGUACGACGAGUCAUCCAGCGUAAAGUGUUAACUGGCUGUUCCUGCUGCUGUCAAGAAUGCCAAGUGUCAGUGCAAUACAAUUGAAUGAUAAAAUAUUAAGUGUAUAAAUACCUUGUACACCUGUUUAUGUUUGUGUUUAUGUUGUUUUGGUGUUCCAUUUUGCAUUCAAAAUCAUGGGGCUCCAUCGCAAUCCGGAUGUCCGAGUUCCCUAGAGAGCAUCAAGGACACCACUUUCACUGAUAAUUAAAACCAUUAUCAUUAUUCUUUUUUUUUUUUUAUGAUUGUUUGUACAUGUAUAUUUAUUUGUAAAUUUAAAGUUUGUGAGGAUUAAAUGAUAAUAGUGGCCCAAUGGAUGAAUUUUUGAGGAGGUUUAUAAAAAUUAUCAACAUUAAUACUUGAUGCUUGUAGCAAAGCAUCCGUUCUCUUUGGAAAAACAAACUUAAUAACACGAAAAAGUCACAUCUUACUCCAAUCUCACUAAUAAUUCAGGUUUCUUAAUAGAAAAAAGUAAGUUAUAUGGCUUUUAAAGCUAAUUUGCAGAGUAACAGUAGACAUAGAUUGUUGUUAUUCUCUUGACUGGUACAAAUUUUUGGUGGAAAAGAGUUUUCUAAGAAGCAGCAAAGAUGAUGGACUCCACUGACAGAGGGUUGAGUCUUGAUGGCAGCAACUUAUCAAUGAGUUCAUUAGGGCCUCAAAGUCCACUUGAAAUGAAACCUGAUACAGCUAAUUUAAUGAACACUGGAAAUUUCAGUCCUGGACCAAAUAGCCCUGGGUCCUUGAAUAUGGGUUGUCCCACUAACUUAGUUAGCAAUUCGCCUGGUAAUCACAGCAAAGGUGGAGUGGUUUCGCCCUAUCCCCCAAAUCAUCCCCUCUCGGGGAGCAAACACUUAUGUUCGAUUUGCGGAGAUCGAGCCAGUGGCAAGCACUAUGGAGUUUACAGUUGCGAGGGCUGCAAAGGCUUUUUCAAGCGAACGGUACGAAAGGAUCUGAGUUAUGCCUGCCGGGAAGAGAAGCGCUGCCUGAUCGAUAAGCGGCAGCGAAACCGCUGUCAGUAUUGUCGCUACCAAAAGUGCCUGACAAUGGGCAUGAAGCGCGAAGCCGUUCAGGAGGAGCGCCAGCGCACGAAAGAGCGCGAGCGCGAUGCUGCCGCUGCGCCCGGUCCAGCCAACGGUCACGACACUGUAGCCGAUAGUUGUACCAGUAGCAGCAGCAGCGGCGGGAUCCCUGGUGCCACGGUUCACGCGGACAUGCCGAUCGAGCUGUUUCUCGAGGCGGAACGAUGCUUUGAGCAACUAUGCGAGAAGCAGUCGAAUUCGCACGAUCAGUAUGGCGCCAAUAAAAUCGGCAACAUGCACGCACGGCACAUGGUCGAGUGGGCGAGGCGGGUGCCCCACUUCACGAACCUGCCCCUCGAGAAUCAGGCGCUCUUGUUACGCUCUGGCUGGAACGAGUUGCUAGUCGCUGCGUUUGCGUACCGCUCGAUAGACGUCGAGGAUGGUAUCGUCAUCGCCAAGGGCUUCAUCUUUCACAAGACUCUUGCCCAGCAGGCAGGCGUCACGUCCAUUUUCGAGCGUAUCGUCAACGAGCUCGUCCACAAGAUGAAGAGCAUGCGCAUGGACAAGACGGAGCUCGGCUGCCUGCGCUCCAUCAUCCUGUUUAACCCGGAGGUGCGGAACCUGAAGACCCCCAUCGAGAUCGACUCGCUGCGCGAGAAGGUCUACACGGCCCUUGACGAGUAUUUGCGGAUACACCGGCCCGACGAGUCUGGUCGCUUCGCCAAGCUUUUGCUCAGACUGCCCGCGCUUCGCUCAAUCGGUCUCAAGUGCAGCGAAAACAGAUUUUUCUUACAGCUACUUGGUGAACCGCCCCACGAAGAUGUUCUCGCCAAUAUGCUUGAAGCCCCCUCCGAUCUGUCAUCGUAGUCCUUAUAGAGUCUACAAACGCUUCGAAAAUUCCCCCAAAAUUCACCCUCGAUUAGUUACUUGCGUUGCUUUGUAAACGGCAUUUUACACACCCUCACGUACUCCUUUAUCUGUAACACCUCGUUACUAAAUUAUUUGCGCACACGCGAAUAGGCGAUGCGUAAUGCGUAUUAUGCUGCUGUCAAUGUGCUUUUCGUUGUGUAUAUUUUUGGGCACAGCGACUAUCUGUUAUCUUAACUUUGGACUUUAAAUAAGUUUACGAAAAAAUGCAUAAUCCAGCUGUAUAGCUGAAAACUCUGUUUUCCAGCAUUAAAAAUUCCACGGUUAUACUUAGUUACUUUGACACUAAUCGAUUGUCAAAGUGACCGUCGACAAAAUCGGCAAGAUCAAUUUGCCGUGUAGAUUAUAUCAUUGUUUCUCAAGUGUUACAUUGAGUAAAGCCUUUUACUUAUUCAUUAAGUUUAUAGUUUUAUAAAUAUAAUUGAAUAUAAUAGUAUUUUAAACUUUUAUUAAGACUGUAAGUUUAUUAGAAUGAUGAUCGAUUGUAAUAGACUAUUAUUAACGUUUUUCUAAAAAAUUAUAAAUAUUACGCAAUUGUUUGCCAAAAGUUAUUAUUUGAC
Molecule: messenger RNA, 2704 nt
Organism: Copidosoma floridanum
Lineage: Eukaryota; Metazoa; Arthropoda; Insecta; Hymenoptera; Encyrtidae
Gene: usp
Product: retinoid X receptor ultraspiracle
Biological process (GO): regulation of DNA-templated transcription
Cellular component (GO): nucleus
Molecular function (GO): nuclear steroid receptor activity; zinc ion binding; sequence-specific DNA binding
Source: RefSeq, a predicted model, not a curated record